This is a messenger RNA of Aspergillus ibericus CBS 121593, 1404 nucleotides long. Its product is annotated as Mpv17/PMP22 family protein. The record is from RefSeq and is a predicted model, not a curated record. NCBI's taxonomy places the organism in Eukaryota, Fungi, Ascomycota, Eurotiomycetes, Eurotiales, Aspergillaceae. Bases 346 to 1233 code for a protein of 295 amino acids. Gene Ontology annotation, cellular component: cytoplasm; membrane; mitochondrion. The transcript is spliced from 2 exons.
GAGGGAUUUAUCGUCGUCUGCUUAACUUCUGUCCUGUGUUCCUGGAAUAGUGGUUGAUACGUUCUAUCGUGCGUGCUUUCGCUGGCUUCGCAACGUGGCUACUGCUGCGUAGUUAGUUGGUUUGAUGUGUGUCUGGGAGCGAGAUUGAUUCAUCGUCACUUGAAUUGCGCCCGUUGAUUCCGCCGAUUCCCCCGUCGUCAGCUGGUCGGAUUAGUUCAUAAUCAACUAACCGGUCCAACUUUUCUUUUUUACGUUCUUUUUCGUUCUCUUCUUUACAUUAAGGGUUAUAUCGAGGAGAGAUAGAUAUUCCUCCCUACGAGAUCCAUACCUACCCAAACCGCAACCAUGAACGCCACGCACACCCUCGUCCGCCGAAUACCGCUACGGUCAUCCCCGCGAACCAUCCAUCCCCGACGCCAUCUCACAUCCUCGACACCCAAAUGCGAACCCGUUCCUGAGAAACACACCCCGAACCCGAACCCAAACCCGAAUCCGCAGCCGGCUGCCACGGUGCCGGGCCCGGUCGCCGCCCCGGCAUCGCGCACACUCCUCCAGAGAAUCCAGGCUGGUCCGGUGGGAAGAGUGGCGGGGGCGUAUUCGCGGGUGCAGGAUCGACGACCGUAUACCACGCAAGUGGUCAGCACGAUUAUUGUGUAUCUGUGUGGUGAUUUGGGGGCGCAGAUGUUGUUUCCGCCGGAUACUCAGACGUCGGGCUCGGAGGGAGAGGGCGAGGGUGAGAAGCAGACGAUAGCAGGAGGGGGGUAUGAUCCGUGGAGAACGCUGCGACAUUUGACGGUGGGUGUGGGGGGUGCGAUUCCGACGUAUAAAUGGUUCAUGUUUUUGCACCACCAUUUUAAUUAUUCUUCCAAGCUCCUCUCCGUCUUGACCAAGGUCUGUGUGCAGCAGGCGGUGUUCACACCCGUUUUCGGUACCUAUUUCUUCGGACUGCAGUCGUUGAUGACGGGCAAGUCGCUCGAGGAGACCUUUGAGCGGUUGAAGGUCGCGUUGCCGACGAGUAUCACGAAUAGUGUGAAGCUGUGGCCGGCUGUUACGGCCUUCAGCUUCAUGUAUGUGGCGCCGCAGUUCCGGAGUAUCUUUUCGGGCGUCAUUGCUGUGGGUUGGCAGACGUAUCUGAGUUGGUUGAAUCAGAAGGCGGCGCGCGAGGUGGAAGCGGAGAAGAGGGCGUUGGUGGAGGUGGAGGUGGGCGCGGGCGCGGUGGCUAUGAAUGCAUAGAGGGAUUCCUCGGACGUUCUUUUGAUCCUUUCUUGUUUCCUUUGUUGGUGUGAUAUCCCGAGACAUGUGGUGGACUGGUUUGUAUAGACUUGCUGAGGUAUAGAUUAGCAUUGGUUAGAACACGCAGAACAUAGACUUGACUAGCAUCGUUAGCAGAUACCCAAGAUGGUG